CUCGAGACAGAAACCUGGGAUGGGCUAACAGGGGCGGCGUGGCCUUCGGGCCACCCGCUUCCACUUCCGGCAUGGGGUAGUUUCCGUGGGCAGCCGCUCCGGUUCGCCUCUGUGGAGCGCUAUGAGGAACUGGCCGCCAGCCUCGAGUUAAGCGUGCAACAGCUCGUUCAAGCUCACAACUACAACAGCAUUGGCAACUUCGUCAGGUUCUACAAAGAGUUUUGUGCAAGUGGUGAGGAUAGCUUGAGUCACUUCUAUCGACACUAUGAACCUCCCAUAACGGAAGAGCAUUACACCUGUGUUGGUUUGGCAUUAGAACUGCUGCAGAAGCUAAGGCGCCUCGACAAGAAGUUUCCAGGUCUUGCUUCUGGGCUGUUUCUUGCUUCAUGUGAGGAGUCCAUAGAAGAUGUUGACAGUUAUGUCAGCUACGAUCCGUGCCCAAGAACGGUGGAAAAGGAGCAUGUCCUUGUGGCUCUUCAUAUUGACAUUGGAGGACGGCUAGGUGUUGCUCUGUUAGACCCAGGCUAUCAUGUUGCCAGGGUGGUGACUGUUAUGGAAGAUGGUUCCUAUCCACACACUGGAUGGUUUACACAGUCAGAUCAGCCACACUGUCGAAAGGAUUAUGGAUAUUCAUUAACAGGAAAUGGGAAGUAUGUGCUGUGGAGAGAUCGCCGGACAAUGCGCGAUGGGCUAGAAGAGGUGUAUGCUGCUUUGAUUUAUGUGGGACGUCCUUUCCUUGCUCCAGUAUCUGUCACUGAACGCCGAAACCUUGUAUACAACACCCGUUCACUUGUUGGCCGAGAUACGAAGGGUGGUCUAACUGCUACCAUUUGUGUAAAGAUUCCACGUGAGGGUGAUCCAGUUGUGACGGUGUCCAGGCAAACAGGAUCUGGUCGUAACGAGCGACGAAAAUUCCCACUUUCAAGUUUCAUCAGUAUGUCUGACUCUGACAUCUUAUCUUGGGUGGCAGCAUUGGCACAGUCUUUGAAUAUGGCAGAAGUAGAACUUGCCAAUCUUAUGGGUGACCUAGCACAUGCACUGUUGGAUAUGGAUUUCCGCGCACAAUUAUUGGCCAUUAACGACGACAUCAACUAUGUUGCUCAAGACAACUGACAGAUCCAGCAGAUGCAGCAGCGCUCUUGGUGGCGUGCCUGCAUAUUCUCUGUUAUGGGAUGGCUCGAGGUUGCAUUUAGGCUAGCUUUGGAGUCACGUAUGGGCGUCUGUUUCCCUCAUCGAUUAUAAACUACCCCAUUAUUGCAUAAAUUAGUUGUCAUUUUUAGUACUUAAAAGAUAGUUGCUGUAAUAAAUUGCAUUUAACUUUUGUUGCAGUUUUUUUCCUUAUGUUAGUUUUGACUCUAGCAUUACUUUAUUUCAAGCUUAGUGAUGUAUUUAUAUAAAAUUUUCUGAUCUGGUUUCUUAGGGUCCUGCUUGUGAAGUUUAAAUUAAUUUGUGUUGUGAAGUUAUUGUGCUGUAACAUACUUUUUACACACUUGAAUUUCUUGGUAGAUGGGCAUCAUGGACCUUGUUUCUAUUGUUAAUUUUACUGCUGUUCAUUACUGAUACUACUUGAUGUAGUUUUGGUUUGUAAUUUUGCAAAAGUCUUUUGAGGCUUCAGAACACUCACAUAUACUUUAACUGCCUUCAUAUUUUGUGUACAAACAAAUACCACAGUUGUUUAUCACUAUUUAUAAGCAUUGACAGAAUCCUUUGAGCAAUAAGAGCAUUAAUUUAUUGUGAUCAAAAUUUCCAAGUAGUUAUAGUAGUGAAGUCUAAGCUGUGCUGCUUGAACACACUUUUUGUGGUAUAAGUUGUUUAAAUUUUCAUUUCAUUAUCUUUGAAAAAGUUGUUACGUCUAAGUUUAAAAUAUCUUCCUCUUUGUUGGGCAUGUUUAAUUCAGAGAAGGCUGCAGAUGGAAAGUGGCUUACAUAACAAUAAAAAAGUUCACAAAAUUAAUAACA
Molecule: messenger RNA, 1958 nt
Organism: Schistocerca cancellata (South American locust)
Lineage: Eukaryota; Metazoa; Arthropoda; Insecta; Orthoptera; Acrididae
Exons: 5
Source: RefSeq, a predicted model, not a curated record